AUGGAUGAUUUAUCUAGUGAUGAUAUUUUGCAAAUUUAUGCAACUGAUCAGGAUUUGUCAUUUUCCGACAACACGAAGAGCAAAACCGUAUCCUCAGACAAUGUUGUGCUUAAAAUUUUCACGAAAGGAGCAAAUCCAUUACCAUCAGCCACCGAACUUGCCGAUUUUCUGAUCACUGAAAAGCAACUGGAUGUUUGCGGCCUUAGUUUCAAACCUAAAUCCGUUCUAUUCGAAAUUUCCAAUAAUAGUCAGCUAAAUGUAUGGCUAGUGAAAUUGUUUGAAGAACGUCAUUAUAAUAUGAAAUUAAGUCCCGAAAGCCAAUUGGAUAUUUUCAGAAUUCUUAAAGGCAAAACUAAUCUAAUCAUUAAAAAUCUAUUAGUCUUUCUAGUAGUUCUACCAGGAUCUUCGAUGAUAAAUUUUCCAUGUCAAGACAAUUUCCAUCCGUUUGGAUUGUGUAAUAAAAACAUUACCAAUGUUUGUGCUUCUUCUCUACGAGACGAUCCAUCUAAGACAAUUUUUAAAUUUCUCAAACAUAGAGAUGAUGUAAAUCGAUUGGACAUAAAGCUGGUCUAUGGUGUAAGAUUGGAAGUUAGUGAUGACGAUACACAUAACUUACGAUUUCUUCUAAAGCGCUCCGACAUCACAAAUCGUCUCCUUUGUACAUUAAAGGAUCUGUACGGACCUGUUUCAUUUUUAGGCAGCACUUUUCAUAUCAUUCCGACCAUGCUUAAAUCCAGAAUUGACUAUCAUAUUGAUUCUGGUCGUGAAUAUUCCAAUUUUUGGGAUUAUAUAGCAACAAAUGAUAUUCUACAGUCUGAAGUUAAUGAAAUGUCCAUUAUCGAAAAAUCUUCAAAGAUUGCUAGUCGUCCUACAAAUGAUUCAUGUCCUAGAAGCACCUCAAAUAUUAAACCUGCAAUAAACAAAAGUCGCAUUGCCCUUAUUCAAUGGGGCUUGUUAAAUGGAAUGCAGGGACAAGGAAACAAUGAUCAGGGUGGUUUUAAUAAUUCAAGUAAUAGUUUUUUGUCAUGGAUGAAUCAACAGAAUAGUGGUGGUGGUACAGGAAAUAAUCCUAUCAAUAAUGACAACCAAGAGUAA
Messenger RNA from Chironomus riparius, 1095 nucleotides. The record is from the annotation of a GenBank genome assembly. NCBI's taxonomy places the organism in Eukaryota, Metazoa, Arthropoda, Insecta, Diptera, Chironomidae.